AUGUUCCAGCUGUACCAACGGCUUAAAUGGAUCUACCAGAAGUUCAAACUCAAUGCAUGGUUGCCAUUUGCCGCAUUAGUCUCCUAUACGGUAUUCGGUGCAUUUGUCUUCAAGUCGUUCGAAAUGGACAAUGAUCAACGCAAAAGAGAGAACUAUCGGAAUCGAACCAUUUACGCGAUGAAUCAAGUGUUGGAACGAAUGUUGGAGGUGCGAUGCCACGAUUCAGGGAUACGCAGUGCCGAUAAAGCUUACCAGGUUCAACAUGCUAAAGAGGCGUUGAUUUGGUUUUUGGAGCACCUCAAUCUCACCGAAGUGCUAAAUGAACGGACCGAGGACACACCGUGGACGUGGCUCGGAUCGAUGUUCUAUGCAGGCCAACUCUACACUACUAUUGGGUAUGGAUUUCCUGCCACGAGUACGGCUGCAGGACGAGUCGCUUCAAUCUUCUAUAUACUUUUCGGUAUUCCAAUCUUUCUCAUCAUUCUGAAGGACAUAGGUCGCCUGAUGUCGAGAGGUUGUCGCAAGCUUUACAAAAGGCUACGGGCAUCACGGCGCAAAAUUGCAGACACGAAAUCAGUGCAAAAUGUCUCGCAGUUCUUUGCUCGAAUCUACAAAUCAAAUGGAGCACAUUGUGAGAACGGCGGUACCCAGAAACGCGAUCCCGAGUUCGGUCCUGAACAGCAGAAUAAGAUGAAUGCUCGUCUGCAUGCCGAAAACGCUUUUCCUAUUCCAAUCGCCCUGUCGAUGUUGUUCUUGUGGAUACUUUUCUCAGCCUCUCUAUUCUGUUAUUGGGAGAGCGAAUGGGGCUACUUGACUUCCAUCUAUUUCUUCUUCGUCUCUAUCAGUACUGUCGGCUUGGGCGACAUAGUGUUCAUGAAUCCCGACAUGAUGAUCUUCAACUUCUUAUUGAUUCUAAUCGGCUUAGCUCUGUUGUCAAUGUGCUUCAACCUCAUUCAGCCCCUACCACCGCCCCAAUCAGCAAACCAGGGCAAAGUAGCAGUAAGCACACCGCUGGCUUUGUCCAACAGGACGAGUUUGUGCAUAACCGAAAGUCGGCCUGUGGGAUAUGUGGGAAUACCUAGAGCAUACGGUGAGAGAAAGAUGGUGUCGAUUGGAUAA
Molecule: messenger RNA, 1119 nt
Organism: Cooperia oncophora
Lineage: Eukaryota; Metazoa; Nematoda; Chromadorea; Rhabditida; Trichostrongylidae
Source: the annotation of a GenBank genome assembly